AUGAGUGUCUCUCUCCUUCGUCUUCGUGCUCGCGCCUCGACACAUGUGAACCGACUGGCUACACGAUCGCUCUCCACCUCCGCCGUUCUUCGCCAGACCAAAGACAACGGCAGGCCGACAUUUGGAUUCAAGGACGCGCCUGCCCCUCCACGUCUGCCCAAGGAAGAACAGGAUAUUUUCGAAGAGCUGCAGCGUCGCUCCACGGGAGCCUUCAGCACCCCACAGGUCAACCAGUCGCCGCAAUCAGAUUCUCAACCUACCAUCAAUGCCAAGGGCAAUGGCGAGGAGCUCCAUCCCGAUGUGCCCAAGGGCUUGAAGCCCGAAUUCGAAGGCGAGAAGAAUCCGAAGACGGGUGAAGUGGGCGGUCCCAAGAACGAACCCUUGCGAUGGGGUGCCGGUGGCGAUUGGAGUUAUGGAGGCCGAGUCACCGAUUUUUGA
This is a messenger RNA of Penicillium diatomitis, 438 nucleotides long. RefSeq names its product succinate dehydrogenase assembly factor 4. Gene Ontology annotation, cellular component: mitochondrion. The coding region runs from base 1 to 438 and encodes 145 amino acids. The transcript has a single exon. Gene Ontology annotation, biological process: mitochondrial respiratory chain complex II assembly. The record is from RefSeq and is a predicted model, not a curated record. NCBI's taxonomy places the organism in Eukaryota, Fungi, Ascomycota, Eurotiomycetes, Eurotiales, Aspergillaceae.